GUGACUCGGCGGGGACGCGCGGGGUGAGCUCCGGGCCUCGCCACUUCCGACGCGGACGUUGGUUCAGGUUCCGGGGCGCCGCGUUGCUCUUCGCCUGCGGCUCGCGCGCGGCGCUCUCCGGAGCGGCCCUGCGGCGGCCAGGAUGGAGGAGGCCGGAGCGGCGGUAGCCACGGGCGGGGAGGCCGAGCUGAAUUUGUCCCGCCUCAGCGUGUCCCACGAGACGCUGGAGUUGGAGCUGGAGGCUUGGGGCGAGGAGCGGCGCGGCGCGCGGGAGGCGCUGCAACGGCUACUGCUCUCGCACAACCGUCUGGUGUCGCUGCCGCGGGCGCUGGGCAACGGCUUCCAGCACCUGCAGCUGUUGGACGUGAGCGGCAACGCGUUGACUGAGCUCGGGCCGGAGCUGCUCGCGCUGCGGGGCCUGCGCACGCUUCUGGCCAAGAACAACCGGCUUGGCGGGCCCGGUGCGCUGCCUAAAGGCCUGGCCCAGUCGUCGCUCUGCCGCAGCCUCCAAAUGCUCAACCUCAGCGGGAACUGCUUCCAGGAGGUGCCCGCCUCGCUGCUGGAGCUGCGCGCCCUGCAGACCCUCUGUCUGGGCGGCAACCAGCUACAGAGCAUCCCGGCCGAGAUCGAGAACUUGCAGAGUUUAGAGUGUUUAUAUCUUGGAGGAAACUUCAUCAAAGAAAUCCCACCAGAAUUAGCAAAUCUGCCUUGUCUGAAUUACUUGGUAUUAUGUGACAACAAAAUCCAGAGUGUGCCUCCUCAGCUUUCACAGUUGAAUUCACUUCGUUCCCUCAGUCUUCACAAUAACUUGCUGACAUAUCUGCCUCGAGAGAUCCUCAACCUUAUUCAUUUGGAAGAGUUGAGUUUGAGAGGAAAUCCAUUAGUUGUUCGUUUUGUUAGAGAUUUAACCUAUGACCCUCCAACUCUUCUGGAAUUAGCUGCACGGACCAUUAAAAUUCGAAAUAUCUCCUACACUCCUUAUGACCUUCCUGGGAACCUUCUUAGAUACUUGAGUUUAGCCAGCAAUUGCCCAAACCCAAAGUGUGGAGGAGUCUACUUUGACUGCUGUGUCAGACAGAUUAAAUUUGUGGACUUCUGUGGGAAGUACCGCCUCCCACUGAUGCACUACCUGUGUUCGCCUGAGUGCUCUUCCCCUUGUAGUUCUGCCUCUCACAGCUCCACAUCCCAGAGUGAGUCUGACUCGGAGGACGAAGCUAGUGUUGACGCACACAGAAUGCAGAAGGUUCUUCUUGGUUGAAAGAGUGCAGGGUGCUGUGAAACACGGCAGGACUGAGCAAGGGUGUUUAGAAAGAAAAUAGACAAUGAAGGUUAUUGGAAAACUUACCUUCAUCUUGAAUGUUCACGAAAGAACCGAGGUGAUGUGAAAGAUUUUGUGUUUCAUGUACCGACUUAGUAGGACUGAGUCCAGUCCCAUAUUUGGAUUCUUUGGUUAUAAUUUACUCUGAGUGGCAGUUUCAAAUUUGACUGACUGUGUAGUUUUCACCCAAGUUUUGCGUGAAUCACAGCAGAGAGGAAUGUUCAGAAGAGUAGUGCUAUGAUAAACCAUGGGUGGUGUUGCUUGUCACAGUGAGAUGAAGAAAUCAUCAAAGCUCUAAUUAUUGCCACAGUUGUCCUUGUGUUUAGGUAGAACACUGCAUCAUAGCAGAAUUAACCCUCCCUUGUAUUGCCUAGAUGUCUAGGUUACAGAGUUAUUCAGAUAAGUUCAAAGAUGGUUACAGAGGACCUAAACCUUUCUGACCUACCAACUGGUAAAGCAAGGGAUAUAACUUGUGUGUGGGCUUUUAAAAGCCUUUGAUUCUGCUCCUUUGUUCUAUGUAAUUGUUGUUACCUUUAUAUAAUCCAGCAGUGACUAUUAUGGUGCCUUAACACUAACAGAGAUUUAGAAGUUUAUUUAAGAAAUGAUGCCAGAGCAGCCUAUAACCUGACAUGCUAUGCAGAACACUUUGACAUAUCCAUUACCAGAACUAGGUAAACAACUGUAUAUUAAACUGACAGCUACCUUAAUUUCAUUUUUUGUUUAUUUAAACAUGAAGUGAUCCCCUGUAAGCAAAUCACUUUUGCACUAAUGGGAGGCCACAGUCUUGAUGAACCUGUUAGCAUUAGACAGAAUAAUAAAUAAUAAUUAAUAAAUCGGUCAGAUUUCUUUUAACAGAAAAGAGAUGUAAGCUUGGAAAUUUUCUUUUAUCUUACACUAAAGAAGUGGAAAAAUUAUUUUAAAAUGUUUGAGUCAAGUAUGGCACUUUUACCUAUGUGCACUGAACUGUAACUUUCUCUACAUUUUAAAUAAAAAACUAGGAAAGCAUUACAAGCAAAAUAAAAUUGGGGGCAGCUGUCAUUUGUGUAAAGACUAAAGCUGUCUUUAAAUUGUGUGAAAUAAAGCAAUUUCCAAAAUUAAUUUAACCAUGGAAUACUUUAUGAAAAUAAUGUAUUGAUAACAUAUAAACAUUUGUUAAAUAUAUCUUUUAAGUAUAGCAGAAAAAUGGUUUCUCAAAUUAGUUGCUAUUAAAAAUGACCAAAUUUUUACUGACUAGUUUAAUUUGCAAUAAAAAUUGAAUAAUAGUACAAUUACAAGUUUACAUUAUACAGUGUACAACACAUACUAGCAAUCAUUGGGUAAGCUAUGAUAACAGGAUGGUUCGUUGCUAAAUGUUACCUAUACAGUAAUAAGGUCAGAAAUGCAUUGGCACAUCAGAUGAUUUCCCUCUGACUUCGUGGCAUUCAUGACUGGCACAUCACUUCUUAAAAGCAGAUUGUUGUGUAAUAAUCUUAUGUGUACAUGUGUUGGGUUUUUAUCACAUUUUUUUAUUUUAGAGCAAAAUAUACUGUAGAAUAGUUCAGGGUUUGUUUAUUAUAUGUUAAUUCAUGAAACAUCAUGAGAGUUUCAUGACUGCAGUUGUGAAACGCUGCUAUAAGAGUGAAUCCCUUCACCUUGUUAAAAUGUAUAAGAAUCCUUUUUCCUUCUGAUGCAGAAAUUUUCUAACUGUAUCUAUAGAAGUAACCUAGUAUGUUUCUUUGGCCUAGGAAAGUAGUAUAUGGGUGGUUAUAUCAUAAAACAGAAGUAAUAGAGUCUUUGUUUACCUUCCCAUUUGAGCCAUGGCAAGGCUGCAUCCUGCAAGAUUACAAAACGUAACGAUGACUUUAGGCAGUGCCUAAGUGACAAACCCAAAAUGUUUUGUAAGUUAAGUGGCUUAGUUAAGAUACAUAGAAUAUUUUCAUAGAAAAUAAAUAACAUUUUUAUAUUAAAGAAAUUGAUAGGACCAAAUUUUUGCGUCCUAAAUGGUUCCGUUUACUUCCUAAUUCAUUACCAGCUUGACCUAAGUAACAGUUUGGGUAUAAUCAUCUAAGAGUUAGUCUUUGUAAAAUAAAUGGGUAGGUAUGUAAAUGCAGUACUUACUUUUACAUAACGUAUUUCUGGCUUCCUAGAAAGAAGGUAUACGGGGAUUGAUCUUUUACAGAUAUGAACAGGUCCAACCAGAGAGUUUCUGUCCUUUGCUGUAUAAUGUAGAAUGUAUAUCAUAGUAUACAACAAAAUAUCGUUUCAAACAAAAUAUUUGUUGAGGUUCUCUAUAUGUACAUUUGAAAAUCUGAGGUUAGUGUGCGAUUGUUUUUGGUGACGUUUACUGAAAUCUGUUUUACUGAGAAAUUUUGCUGAAAUUUUAACUGUUUUAUCUUUUUUUUUUUUUUACUCUGACCUAACCUUUUACAGUAUAAUAGCUCCUAAUAAUUUUUAUGAUUUUUCCCUGUUUCUUUUUUCCCUACUUUCCCUUUUUUCAUAACGGUGAUUGUAGAAAUUAACCAGAAGAUGGGAUACAAGGAACUUGGUAUUUAAAAAACAUGAUCAGCUCCCUAGUCGUAUAGCUGACCAUGUAUUUAAAAUGAUAGUCUCUUUAGUUGCUAAGUUACAUGUUUCUGUUUAAGUUACAGUUGCUAAACCUUACCAGUAUGUUUUGAGAUUUACAGAAUCUGCACUAAUUUUCAUAGUGAAAUGGGUUUUUGAUAUUGCUCCUGCUUGGGCAAUUUUAAUGACCAGUACUUUUGUAGAUAAAACUACUUAACCAAAACAUUAAUGUGUUUAGAGUGGAAUUCUUCAGUCCUAAUAUUUGAAAUUGAAAUGGUUACAUUGAGUAUUCUUAGGCAUCUUAUUCCUAGAAUCCAGUUCUCUCAGUGUCACCCAACUGAGUUGGUGAAAUAGUUCUAGGAUUUUAGGAAAUAGGAAGAUUAGCUAAUACAGUAUUUUGUUUCCACAGUGCCAGAGAUUGGCUGACCUAAAUAUAGGCUAGUCAGGGUUCUCAGAAUUCCCUGAGUUUGAGUUGUGGAGGGAAAGGUCUGCUGUUACAGAGGCAAUGUGUACUGGAGGAGUCUCUCAUUCUACAUUUCUUGAUAUUUGGAAAUUUAAGUUAGUAAAUGUAAAAGUGAAGACUAGCAUUGUAAACUGUACCUCAAAUUUGAGAAAUUUUUGUGUUGAUAUAAAUAAAAGUUAAAGGCAGUCCACACUAGCUCAGUGUAUUACUGCAGACCAAUUCUACCAAAUAUUGUAAAUAUCAACUUUAAACAAAAAAAGAGAAGGAAAAGGCUAAUUGCUGGAGUGUUAAGUGAAAGAAAUCUUUAAAAGUAACAAAGGGCAGAGAAAGAGAAGUCACCGGGCAAGCAGGGAUAUCCCUGAGCCAAGAAAGUUCAUUAGUAAUAGUGAAUUGUUUUAAAAUUAAGUGACCCUCUGACUACCAUCUGAAAACUUGUAUCACUAAAUUUCUUCAGUUUCUGCUAUUGGCAGAUUGUCCACAUCCCUCCAUAAUGAAGCGCCAGCAAGUAAUGGAAGCCAACCUUGCUCUUUCCAAAGGGAAAAAGUAAGACCUCAUUAACCUGAAAUUUGUGGUACAGCCUUGGUUAACGUUUACCCUUUUACUAUGUAAAGAGGAAAAAAUAACUAAGCAAAUAAUCAGUGCAAAUAAAGUUUGAUCUUUUAAAGCAUUUCAACAGUAGCUGUUUAUAGAAAGCUGUACUAAAAGCACUAUGGAGGCAAAACUUUUGUCAGUUAUACUAUAUACAUAUAAAAUUAUUUAAGCUGCAUUUAUUUAGAAAUACCUAGUUUUUACCUAAGUGACCCCCUUUGUUCUCAGCUAGAGUAGAGACUUUAUGUUGUCAAUAUAAAUACUGUUCCUCAUUUAGUCUAACAUAGGUUUUAAGUUGUGCUGGGCAUUUAACAACAGUAAAGGCUACUGUGUAGGUUUUAGGCAAUAUGAUCUGUAAUACAUAGUUCUGUUUCCCUCCAUAGAUAAGAAGUACUUGACCUUCACUGUUUCUGUAUUAAACACUAUAUAUAACACUAAUCUAAUGAAUUUAAUAACAUUCAAUUUUGUAUUUUUAUCAUAUGUGCCUUACUUAAAUCCUUCAUCCUAGACUCAAAGUUUGGGGAACUGUUUGUGACAGCCUCAAGUUCAGUUAGUUGUUUGUGACAGCCUCAAGCCCCUUGCAUUUGACUUGAGGGAGGAAGACUGACCCUGAGGGACUCUUUCCCCUAAAACAGGUCCUAGUAUCAGUGAGUUUAGGGCUUCUGGAGAAUGAAUCCCAAUCAUGCAUACUGUCAUAGUAAGUCAAAGCCAUAAGGACCAGGGUUCCCUGAAACAAAAUGAGUAAAAUGGCAUAUCCUCUUUUAUAUUAUUUUAUAAGGAAAAAUUAUCUGCUACCACUAAGAGAUAGCAACAGUUCCUAACCAAUUUCAUGUUAAUAGCAUCAUAUAAAGGUAUUGCUGUGAGGCAUAACAUAUUUUGUGAGUAGUUUCUUUGUAAUACUAGGUUGAAAGGGGGAUUAUGUUUUAGUAUUUUUGCAUAUAGAAACCUCUGUUUGCUCUCCUUGCUCCAUAUUUGCUAAGAAUUGAUGUAGAAGAUAACAGUUUACUAACAGCAAACAUACAUUACUGAACAGUCACAGGGUAAUACUGAUUUGGGUGUUAAUAGAUUUUUACUGAGCAUUUGUUGGUCUCAAUUAUAAUAUGGGGCAGUAUUCAAUCUAGUAAGUAUUAAAAUGUAUUAGUUUAAUGAAGGUUAUUUAUAUACCCAUCCUACCAAAAAGUCAUACUUGCGUAUCUCCAUUCACAGAACUUUCUUCCUUCAGCUGUGAAUAAAUUGGAUAAAGCUGUUUUAUUCUAAAUUCCAGUUAGGAGAAGAAACUGUGAUAAGAUUGGCACUGCUGUUGUUAGUAUUACAAAAACAUUACUAAGCUAGUUAGUCCUUCUGUCUACAAGUGAUGUUUUAAGAGAAUCCUCUCACUAACUUAAUGGUUGACAGUGAUGGAAUCAUUAAUAUGAUGUGCUAUGUUAUUGAGAAGGAAUAUUAACCUCAGCAGUCACUUUACAACAAUCCUAGAGAGACCUGUGUGCCUGCAGUUGGUAUUUGUUACAUUUCUGAACCCACUUUGUAUUCAUGAGAAUACAUGAAUUCUAAAAAGUAAUGGGAGAAAUAUUUUAAAUAACCAGUAGUUUAACUUCUUACAAAGUUUGGGAAUGUAAAGUAUCAACAAAAUAUAUGUACUUAUGCUUUAGUCCAAUUUUUAUGAUCUGAUUUGUUCAUUUUCUAUAUCUGAAAUCUUGUGAAUUAGGAACAUCUGUAGGUAUAUAGAUAUUUAAAACUUAAUAAUAACACUAAAUGUAAUACAGCAACAUGAUUCAACAAAUUUUAUUUUCAAGAGAAGAUAUAGUUUAUUGCAUCAGAUCUGUAUAUUACCUUGUAAUGGUAAAUGUUCUAAAAAGAAUAUUGAAGUUACUUCAAUUUUAUAUCUCCUUUCUUCCCCCAGGACACACAAAAGAAUGUGAUCUUAUAUUAACCCUCUGUCUGAAUUCUGCCUUAAUCAAACAAUGUGCCUUAUUUUAUUAAAAGUGUUUUGUUAGAAUCUGAUUCUGUAUUAGUAUUUUAGUUCUAAUUGACAAGCAUUUACUUUAAAAAAAAAUCUAAAGUCUUUAUAAUGUU
Messenger RNA from Manis pentadactyla (Chinese pangolin), 6983 nucleotides. RefSeq names its product leucine rich repeat containing 58 (gene LRRC58). The coding region runs from base 143 to 1258 and encodes 371 amino acids. The transcript is spliced from 4 exons. Lineage: Eukaryota; Metazoa; Chordata; Mammalia; Pholidota; Manidae. The record is from RefSeq and is a predicted model, not a curated record. Gene Ontology annotation, molecular function: protein binding.